Molecule: messenger RNA, 1258 nt
Organism: Oryza sativa Japonica Group (Japanese rice)
Lineage: Eukaryota; Viridiplantae; Streptophyta; Magnoliopsida; Poales; Poaceae
Product: WRKY transcription factor SUSIBA2
Biological process (GO): regulation of DNA-templated transcription
Molecular function (GO): sequence-specific DNA binding; DNA-binding transcription factor activity
Source: RefSeq, a predicted model, not a curated record
UACUAUACAGUAUACACACACAAUUCCGGUUGAUAAAGCGCUCUGCGUGAGCUGAGCUGAGCUAGGCGUCGCGCGCGAUGUCGUCGCUGUACCCGUCUCUCCUCUCGCUGAGCGAGAGCCCCGCCGAGUACCGGCAGGUCGGCGGUGGCCGCUACGCGGGGGAGGACGUCGUCGACGACGACGACGACAUGGCUGCCGUCGCCGACGCUGUGUCCAGCUACCUCUCCUUCGACAUGGACGACGUCGAGUAUUACACGCCGGAGGUGGGCUUCCACUCAAAGCAGCACAACCCGCCGCCAGUUGCUGCGGCGCCACUGGAAGCCGGAGGAGGCAGGGAGCAAAGCCGGCGGGAAGCCGCCGUCAAUCUUGGCAAGAUGGACAGGGGACCGGCGCCGGUGAGCGGCGGCGCGGCGACUGGCGGCGUGCCGAGGAGCAAGAACGGCAGCAAGAUCGCGUUCAAGACGAGGUCGGAGGUGGACGUGCUGGACGACGGCUACCGGUGGAGGAAGUACGGCAAGAAGAUGGUCAAGAACAGCCCCAACCCAAGGAACUACUACCGGUGCUCGAGCGAGGGGUGCCGCGUGAAGAAGCGGGUGGAGCGCGCCCGGGACGACGCGCGCUUCGUCGUCACCACCUACGACGGCGUCCACAACCACCCGGCGCCGCUGCACCUCAGGCCGCAGCUGCCGCCGCCCGGCGGCUACUCGAUCGCCGGGGCACCGGCCGUGGUGGCGCCGCACGGCCGCCUCGGGCUGGAGGAGGCCGAGGUGAUCGCUCUCUUCAGGGGCACCACCGCCACCUCGCUGCUGCUUCCUUGACCGGCCAGUCCGACGCGGCGGCGCCGGCGGCGACAACUGACUAGCUAGUGUGAGUCCUGGGCCGUACAGGAAUGGACAAUUAGUUUGUCUCCGAUCGAGGACCAAGGCGACCUGAAUCAAAAUUACGGCCCAUCGAUAUAUAGUAGGUCGUUUAAUUCAUCGAAAUUAGACGAAUUUCAUGUACAAUUAUUGCAUUACAGUAUUAUUUGAAACAGUAUUGUAUAUAUUUGCUAUACAAUUUGAUGGAUCGUAUGUCUUUAGCAGUUGUAAGUAUAUUAAUCUAUAGAUCUAGUAGUUCAGCCAUGAUAAACCUUUAAUUAUUUGUCUAGAAACAACAGCCAUGAUAGACGCUAUGGGUCAUACCAUUUUUUAAUUAGUGAGAUAGGAGAUUUAAUUACCUCAUUCGUUGCAUGGAGUAAAAGAGAACUUUCCUUAGCUCU